CUACAAUGUACUCUAAUGGCCUUCCACGUAUGGGCACUCGACGAUUCGAGGCUUCUAAAAUUGGAGGAUCGUCGUCUUGCCGUCACGUGAAGAUGGCCCCUGAUAGCGUAGCUGACUCGGGUCCCUUCAUACGGUUAUCGAUAACGCCCCGCUGUCGUACAAAGCAACCAUGGCCACCAACAAUGGGGCAUCUAGGCAUUCGGAUUUUUACAUAUCGACAGUCAUCUUCUUGGUGGAAGACUCCUUGUUUAGGGUUCCUAGAGAACCGUUCCAACAAGAGUCAGACGUAUUUUGCGACAUGUUUUCCCUGCCACAGGGUGACGGAAUUAUCGUGGAGGGAUCAAGCGACGAAAUUCCCAUUCAACUUCAUGGAACUAGCAAGGACGAUUUCGAGCAACUGUUGAAAGCUCUUCUCCACAGAAAAUAUGGUUCACAGCCUGAUUUGCCACAAAGUAUCGAGCAGUGGACAUCUGUCCUCAAGCUGUCUACGGCGUGGAGUUUUGAGACGUUGCACCAAGUGUCCAUCAAUGCACUGAUGGAGAGUGGGAUUGGCGCUGUUGAUAGAGCUGUUCUUUCCCAACAGUACGACAUCAAGGGCUGGCUAUUGCCCGCUUUAAAUGAGUGGGCUAAACGACCGGAACCAAUAACUUUGGAGGAAGUAAAUCGGGUGGGCAUUGAUAUCGCGAUCAGACUGGCUUCUGUACGUGAAAGGGUUACCGUAAAAGCCAGCUGCAGCUGUUGCAGGCCCACCCGCAAACCCAAGAAUGAGUACCCGGUUGAUGGUCCCUAUGGCUAUGCUACCCAAGAACGCGACGACAACAAUGGCGUUGCUGUCGGCAGUUGCAGAGACCCCAGAAUGCAAAACUGCGACUUUUCUAAUCAGAUUCGUUCCACAUUCUCUACAUUCGAUUUGUAGACCAUACUUACAAUGUUACGUGGGACGUAAACGAGUCGCUCGUCCCCCGGUUGCAGUAUGGGGCUGUACAUCUGAUGUCCUGAUUUAUACGUAUAUCCUGCACUCCUGUCCCAGAGAUGUUUGAAGAAUCAAUGAACACUACAGUUACC
Messenger RNA from Pisolithus orientalis, 1065 nucleotides. RefSeq lists its product as uncharacterized. Bases 170 to 916 code for a protein of 248 amino acids. The record is from RefSeq and is a predicted model, not a curated record. NCBI's taxonomy places the organism in Eukaryota, Fungi, Basidiomycota, Agaricomycetes, Boletales, Pisolithaceae. The transcript has 3 exons.